This is a messenger RNA of Protopterus annectens (West African lungfish), 6200 nucleotides long. It is a transcript of the gene SYT10, whose product is annotated as synaptotagmin 10. Gene Ontology annotation, cellular component: membrane. Gene Ontology annotation, molecular function: syntaxin binding; clathrin binding; phosphatidylserine binding. The coding region runs from base 3146 to 4873 and encodes 575 amino acids. Lineage: Eukaryota; Metazoa; Chordata; Ceratodontiformes; Protopteridae. The transcript is spliced from 7 exons. The record is from RefSeq and is a predicted model, not a curated record. Gene Ontology annotation, biological process: regulation of dopamine secretion; cellular response to calcium ion; regulation of calcium ion-dependent exocytosis.
UUCUCUAAACAGGAAAUGGGAUUCAUCAGAGAAUACAUAGUUAUUAUCAGUUGUAUAAACAGUAGUUACAGUAUUCUGUGUAACAUAUGUAACCUGGGGGUUAAUUAUGUGUUUUGGGGAGUCGAAUGGAAACAGCUACCUCCCUUGUGAUAUAGAAUUGUACAAAAAUAGACUGCUAUACUACCAACGACAAUUUAGCUACAGAGCCAUAUAGUUGAGAUUAACUUUCAGAACAUAUGCCAGACUUUUUUCACUGAUUCAAGGUUUUGUAAACAUAUGCCCCAGUCAAUGGCACUUUAAAAAAAAUGUGGGGGGUACUAUUCCAUAAGUGGUUGCAGGCCUGAAAUAGCCAUGAAACCCCUUAUCAAUACUCAGUGGCAUAUUUUAAACUUCACAGACACUUUUUUUGUCAUUGUGCCAUCUGUUAGUAUACUGGUGCCUUAUAAUUAAACAACAGAAAGUGAAAAGUUUUCCCAAAUGUUAGGCUACUAGUCCUGCAUGUGGCACAUAUCAUUGAUCUCAUCACAUGCUAUGUUAUAAAAUUACAGAGAGACCAGCACUUCCUUAGUCUGGCGAUCAGUCAAGCUAUCCAGUAUACGACUGCCGUGCAGCAUUGCAUCCUUGAAGAAACUUGUACAAUAAUGAGACCUCACUACACCCUGUCAGAAGUGCUCAUUUGUGUGAUUAUUAUUAUGUGCCAUUAAACCUCACACAGAUGCUUCCUGCUGCUGAGCAGUUAGACUGUGUGACUGUGCGAAUGUUUUAUCGCUACCUCUCUCUGGCAUAUAAAUACAUACAGUAAUUCAUAAAAAACAUUCCCUAGUCCAGCAUUCUCAACCUGGAGUCUACCAUCUCCUUGAUUACUUAAAUGCUGCAGUCAGUUUGCAUCCUUCCCUUUCCUGUAAAUUGAAUGUUUGCUCAUUGUCUGCAAAUCAGGAAGACACACAGACGUGAAUGCUUUAGUUUGCCUUUGUAAACUGCGAUCUGCUGUAUGCCAGCCUGAAAGAGUCCCUUAUGAGAUUAAGCAUUACAAUAUUUUCUCAAACUGAAAACAAUGUUUAUAAUUAUCCUUUUCUGAAAGAACCUUUUUAAAUUGUUGUUAAAGUACUUGAGUGGAGACAAAGGCUCCAUUUUCAUCUUACUCACAGAUCUCUUCUUUUUUUAAUUCUAUAAUAUGGUGUAGCAUAACAGAUUAUAAUCUCUUAUUUUUUUAAUUCUGUUAGAUGGCAUGGCAUAAUAGAUUAUAGUACAGAAUUAAAAAUAUUUAGAUGAUGAAUCUCGGACAUCAUAUGUAAAAAGAAAAACAGCAGCAUGACAAAACUGAAAUAGGUUUACAAGAAGCAACACCUUUAGUAGAUUUCCAACAUACACUCUACUAAACAGUUACAAUACAGUAUCCUGGAAGUUAGGAUAAUAUCACAUACCUGAAGCAUGGAUUUCGCCAAAUUAUGUUACCAUUUAGCAAUAAAUCUGGUCAUCUCAGUUCAUCAUCAUACUUGCAUAGGUCAGAUUUUUAAUCCUACCUGGAAACUCAGCUCUGAAGAUAACCAUAUGGUGUCACACUUCUUUACAUUACAGACUAAACUGAUAAAAUAACCACCAUGCAGGACUAAUAUGCAUUUCUUUUAAAGAAAAAUAAGCCCAGAGGCAUUACUGCAUGUCAAUAUGCAGCUACCGUCAGAUGCCUGCCUGCAUAACAUUCCACUGAUAGCAAUUAUUGUUUUAUGAAGGAAAAAUGUGAAUUAGGGUGUAAUAUUUAUUUAAUCUCUAAUUUUAUAAUGAUGGAAAGGUUGAGUGUUGGAGCAACAUUUCAAAGAUUUUCUGCCAAGUUUUGCAUAUGGCAUUUUUUUUUCUUUUUUUGCAGUGCAUGUGAAAAGAUGUCAUGAGUGAUCUGUAUGCAACUAACUAAAUUAUUUAAUGGAAAGAAGUAAUAUGGUUACAGCACAGCAGAAACAAUUACUGUUAAGUCAUAUAUUUUCUUCAGUAAUUACUUGAAGAGGUAAAGAAAUUUUAAAACUGUCUUUUGUCCUGAAAUGACCAGAAAAGUUAAAUAUUUUCUGACUUCAUUUACAUGAAGACAGCAGUUAAAAAUCUGUUAGCAAUAAAAAAAUAUAUAUAAUUUCCAGUUCAUGUCCUGCUCUGUCCAGUGGAAAGUUUGAAAGCAAUUCCAGAAACUGCUGAAUAUGUUGAAUUCAUUCUUUACAGGGGAAAACCAUGUUGUUAACUGGUUUGCUUGCAUAUAAAGCUGCAGUCAACAUUCCUAAGUCAAAAUUAUACAUAGUGCCUGUGACAGAGGCAAAAUGAUAAAAGAAAGCAGAAAAGAUUAUUUUAACAAGGUUAUUAAAGAUUGUUUAACUAAACAGUAUAUGUGCUUGUGGCAUAUACAGUAAUGGUGACAUUGUACAUAAAAGGUGACACAUGGCUGUUAGAAGAUUGUUUAGCUAAAGAGCAUAUAUGUUUGUGUUACAGAAUAUUGUUUAGCUAAAGAGCAUACAUGUUUGUGGUAUAUUCAAUAAUAGAGAUAUACUACAUACAAAAUUACCACCUGUCACAUACAAUGUCAUUGUUUAACUACUAACAUAUUCUUCAGACCACAGCAAAAAAAUAGGUUUAAUAGCGUUGAUCUUCCCCGGGUAAAAUGCAUAUGUCCUUUUAGUUAGGAUAGGACACCACCGCUAAUAGUGACAAUGUGCAACAGGCAUUUCCAGAAUCCUAAAUUUUAUAUACCGCCACACAGAUCCAAUAAAUAGUUCAUGCAGGACUACGUGGUCAAGUAUGCGGCAGUCCAGUAAUGCCUAUCCUUCAGGAGCACUUACACUUUGCAUAUGCCCAUCAAGUAUGCCAGUGUGGACACUACAGCAAAUGGGGGCUCAUUGUUCACAUAUACCUUAAAGUACUCAACUUGUCACGAAUCACCCUUCUCAAGCAUAUAUACACGGGAAUGAGUCACACCCAGAUGUUACUUAUGCCCAGCCCCACAGCAGUGGCACCUGUAUCCCGCCCAAAGCCGUGCGGUGCUCCCAUUGGUCAGCUGGGCACAGGAGCCUGGGAAGCACCAAAGGCGUCUUGUGUUGAAAAGGCGUUACUAAGUGUGCAGCGCGCUCGGAGAACUAAUUCAGUCUUACUGUGCCAACCCACCAAAUGAAUGGGUGUCUUCAGUCGUUCUGGCGGUGGCAGCAGCAGUGGCAGCGUGACUGCUCCAACAAAUGCUGACUUUGUGACAGAGGCUCAAGUCAUUUUGAACAAAGCCUUCAGGAAACUAUGGCUUAGGAGAAGCACAACAGGCAGAGAGGCUGAGACGGAGCAAGAGAUGAGUUUCCACAAAGAGGAUGGGGUCACCCUGUGCCAGAAGGCGCUACAGAUUGUUAAUGACCUCUGCCUGGGAGGGCAGGUGGAUUGGGAAAAAUGUUCCGGCAUAUUUCCUUUGGACAGGACCAAGACAGGUAGAACCAACGCAGAUCUCUCGGUCAGUCUGCUUGCUGUAGUCGUCAGUUUUUGUGGGCUUGCCCUGUUGGUAGUCUCUUUGUUUGUCUUUUGGAAGCUGUGUUGGCCUUUCUGGAGAAGCAAACCUCUAACCUGCCAUGCAAAUAACAUCGUUCCAAGUACAGUACCGUGUGGUCCAACAGAGGUGGUGGAAACAGAUGAGAAAAAGGAAAUCAAGCAAAAUGGGAAGCCUGCUGUACAACUCAGUGAGGCUGCUUUGAAGAUCAGCCACACCUCCCCAGAUAUCCCAGCGGAGGUCCAGAAUGCAAUGAAGGAGCAGGUCAUUAAGCAGCCUCGUGUACAGCGGCAAACGACAGAGCCAGCCUCUUCAUCAAGGCACAACUCAUUUAGGAGACACUUACCAAGGCAAAUGCAUGUAUCCAGUGUUGACUUCAACAUGGAUGGAUUGCAAAGGGGAGAAACAACAACCAGCAUCGGUCGCAUCAAACCAGAACUAUACAAGCAGAAGUCAGUGGAUUCAGAAGACAACACAAAGGAAAAUGUACCAACUUGUGGAAAACUUAACUUCAAUCUCCAAUAUGACUAUGAAAAUGAAGUCCUGGUUGUGAAAAUUAUUAAGGCCUUAGACUUGCCUCCAAAAGAUUUAACAGGAACUUCAGAUCCAUAUGUAAAAAUCUAUCUUCUUCCAGACAGAAAAAGGAAGUUUCAGACUAGGGUACAUAGGAAGACCCUUAACCCAACCUUUGAUGAAACCUUUCAGUUCCCUGUUUUGUACGACCAGAUCAAUAACAGGAAGUUGCAUUUCAGUGUGUAUGACUUUGACAGGUUCUCCAGACAUGACAUGAUUGGGGAAGUUAUUGUGGAGAACUUAUUUGACAUUUCUGAUCUCUCCAGAGAAACAUCAGUGUGGAAGGACAUUCACUGUGCCACGGCAGAAAGUAUAGAUCUUGGGGAGAUCAUGUUUUCACUUUGUUAUCUGCCAACUGCUGGAAGAAUGACAUUAACAGUUAUCAAGUGCAGAAACCUGAAGGCCAUGGAUAUCACUGGCUCCUCAGAUCCUUAUGUGAAAGUGUCACUAAUGUGUGAGGGCAGAAGGUUGAAGAAACGGAAAACGACUACAAAAAAGAGCACACUGAACCCCGUUUACAAUGAAGCUAUCAUUUUUGAUAUUCCUCCAGAGAACAUGGACCAGGUCAGCCUUUCCAUUGCUGUGAUGGAUUAUGAUCGUGUAGGCCAUAAUGAGGUAAUUGGGGUUUGCAGAGUUGGACUUGAUGCAGAAGGUCUGGGGCGAGAUCACUGGAAUGAAAUGCUGGCUUAUCCCCGAAAGCCUAUAACUCACUGGCACCCACUAGUAGAGUUGCCUGGCCAAGCAACAAGUUUUGACAGUCAAGGAUCCUGCCCUUCUCCCAAAUCUUCUCUUACACCCUGAAAGAUUAUCCAAUGACAUCAAAACAAUCGGGCAAACACAUCAUGUCACCAUAUCUGAUCUGCUGAAUAUGGCAUGUCAACAAAGAAAUAUUGUCAAUUUCAUUUUUCAUUUCUGCCUCCUUGAAAAAUACUUUUGAAGAGGUAUAUGCUGCCUGAAGCUAACGUUGGUUUUCUACACAUCUUUGUUUAUAUUUGUAAAUUAGAUUGUUACCUUCUUGAUGUGGCGAUGUGUAACAGUACUGUUUUAGCUGACACAUCUUGCUCAGUUUCUGCUGUUAAAAAGAAAAGUGUGUUUAUUAUGGAUGGUGUCACACCUACUCAGUGACUGCUUGGGUUGUUAGUGUUACAGUUUAAGUGCUGACGUUGUGAAAGAAAUGCAGCGAGGUGUUAAUGGCAGCUUAAAAUUCAGCAUGAUGCAAUGGUAAAAAGAAACAAUUAAAGUGCAAAAUGAAAGGUACUUUACAAAGGUAAGCAGACUACUGCUGAAAAUUUGUAGCAUUUUCCUACAUGCAGUUUUAUGUGCCACAAAAUUUUGAUAUAACUGAGGAUGUUGUUGUGUGUGCAUUGUAUUUUGUGUUUAAAGUAAUUUGAGUGUUGCUUUCUACUACAAGUUUCACAAUGUGAGAUUUUCCUUUCUAUUACAAGUUUCACAAUGUGAGAGUUAUCAACUGGUGAUAAACUCUAGAACCCUUCUUACAUGCAAGUGUAUGUUUUGGUGCUAAAUAUUUACCUUAAGAAAGGGAUUUAAUUUUUUGGUGGUCAGUCAAACUGACUCCAGCCACGGAGCAAUCAUAUUCUGAAUUCCACUUUAAGUAGAGAGCAAAAUUCUCAGUCUGAUACUGAUUUCAAGUCAUGUUUUAUUUUAUAUAAUCCUGCAUUUCCAAAAUUUGCUGAAAUCAACAAGGAAAUAAGGGGUAAACCACACCGAUUUCCAUAUAUAGGCUAUGCAAGUUUAGAUGUGUAAUGUAUAGCAGUACUUUUUUAGCUGGUAGUAUGUUUCUUCAGAUUGCAAAAGAGAUUAGGAAUGGAAGCAGAUAAACUAAAACAAGAAAAAAUAUUUAAAAAAUAUAUAAAGAAAGACAACAUGCAUUGAAACAAAAUUAUUUAGCUAGACAUAUCUUCCAUUGCAGCUGUUUGUAUACAUAAAUUCAUAAAAGACAGAACUAAAAUAACAAAUUGUGAAAUAAAACAGUAUGUGCUUCCUAGCAGUAUUAACAAAUGUUUUACUCAGCAGUAUAGUUUAAAUCAUCUAUUAUUUUUAGUGAUUUAACAGUAUUAAUUGGUAAAUGAUAACAUAAUUUCCCAGUUUUGGUCCAAUGUUAUAAUCU